AUGUCAUCGAUGAAUGAAUUGGUACCUGCGUCGACACGUGUAUCUUAUAUUCAGCCUCAGUAUCUAUCUGAUGAUCGUCAAAUGCAACAAUACCAACCAGUAAAACAACAACCAUCGAAAAGUGAUUCGUUUCAAUCAAGUUCGUUGGUUAGUGUGACGAACGAUACGGAAAAAAAAUGUAGUAUUAUGAUGCUCGCAUCAGGCAUUCUUAUUGGUCUAGUUGUUUGUGGUGUACCUUUGGCAAUAAUGGCUACUUUGUAUGCACAAACAGGAAACAAUUCUACUGGCUCGGCAAAUACAGGUUCGAGUGGCGGAAAUAUGUCUGGUUCAUUUCUUUAA
Molecule: messenger RNA, 339 nt
Organism: Rotaria sp. Silwood1
Lineage: Eukaryota; Metazoa; Rotifera; Eurotatoria; Philodinida; Philodinidae
Source: the annotation of a GenBank genome assembly